Molecule: messenger RNA, 2721 nt
Organism: Hemisphaericaspora subhashii
Lineage: Eukaryota; Fungi; Ascomycota; Pichiomycetes; Serinales; Debaryomycetaceae
Exons: 1
Coding region: 1-2721 (906 amino acids)
Source: RefSeq, a predicted model, not a curated record
AUGUUUACCCGAAGAAAGACACGAAGUACUCACAGCACCGCCUACACUGGUGUCAACCAUGUAGCUCCUGCUUCUAAUCAACCCAAUUCAGGAGCAUUGGCUGCAGCAUUAACAAUUGGGAACUCUAUGAAACAACAACAUAAACCAUCUACUUUCACAAGCAUAGAUAACAGGCCUGCAAAGCCAACAACACCUUCGUCAACAACAGCCACACCCGAUAGUAAACCGCUUUCAAGGAGUGGUAGUCUUUUCAAACGAGGGUCAAGAACCUUUAAGAAUCCACCUACUACCAAUGCCCCAGUAGCACAACAACAACCACAAGCAAAUAAUAACUUCAGAAGAUUCAGUAGUGGGUCUACCGCAACGUCGUCAUCUAUCGCAAGUCCUCAUACUGCCCGUUCAGAUAAUAAUCACAACCAUCAUCCAAUAAUUUAUGAUAUUGACGAUACAUUUAAUGAUACAACUGAAGAUUCCAUUUAUUUAAAUAAUCGGUCGAAUUUACAAGAUUUAAAAUUGUCUCAUAUACCAGCUUCGUCACCAUCACAAAAACCAAGACUCUCCACUAAGCCGCCGGCCUCCAGGACAACAACCUCAGCCACUUCCAAGGGAAUUAGUCUGCCUGUUGCAUCGGGUCCAGUAAAAAUGGUAAAGAAAUAUGUCCCGACUCCAACCGGUAUAAAAAUCAUUGAAGUCCCAGAAUCAACUUAUCAAAAAGAAGUAGCAAGAUGUAAUUCAUUAAGAUCAGGUUCACGUUCAAAUUCAUUACGUAGCCUAACUAAUAAAAGUGCUGGGCCCCCCGCCCAGAACCGUUCUUCUUCAUUGCAUUCCGGCCGUACUCCACCAACUUCCAAAAGAGGAUCAGUAAUUAGAGCAUCACCCACUCUAUCACCACUUCAACCCAUGACUGAAAAUGUGGACCUAGAAGAUCAGCUCGGCAAAACGGAUGAGAUCCACGAACAAGAAAUUAAAUUCCAACAUCUCCAACAUGAGAUUGAUAAAGAGAAGGAAUUGGCUAGACAGAUUGAAUUAAAGAAGAUGGAAUAUGAGCGAUUGAAGAAGUUGAGAUUGGAGAAUGAAAGAAAAUUGCAUGAAUUGGAAGAAGAAGUUAUUAUCCAUAGGACUUCGUCACCUAUUAGUGAGUCAACUGUGACUCGUUCACCUGUUGUUGACGCUAACAAGCACGGAGAUGAAUUCGUUGAGGUUCCUGAAAUGAAUAAUAAAGAAGAAGCGGAAGAAAUUGGACAGCCACAGGUUAUCGAAGAACAGAAGGUUGAAGUGAAUAAUAAACCAGAGGAGAAUGAGAAGGAAUACACUCUCAAGAUAAAUAAACCCACCCUUGAAAUCCUCCAAGAUGACAAAGACAAUGAGGAAAAACGAGAAUAUCCGGUUGAACCCCCAAGAAAUAUUCAAGAACUCCCAAACAACUCCUCUUCUUCUCAAGAGAACUUCAAGACUUUAGAUCCAGGUGCUGAAUUAGGUAUAAUCUCCGAUUAUGGCAAUUUACAAUCAAAUGAAUUAUUAAUACGUAGAUCAUCAUCCGUUGACAAAGUUCAACAACCAGUUCCCAGAAGACAAUCCAAGAUCAGCAGCAUAGAUAGUGACGUAUCAGAAGGACAUCUUCACAAACAAGAUUCAUUAAUCGUCCCCACAAUGACUCAGACCAAUGGCAGUUCCAGAUCCUCAAUCUAUUCUGACGACUCUAUCAAAAAGCCAAUGAAAUCAGCAAUGAAACAAUCCACCUCGAACCAUCAACUCCCUCAUCAUAGACAACAAGUCAAGAGUAAUGCGGCCCAUCAAGCUUAUCUUUCACUAGCCACCGCUGAGAACACAAGACUCAAUGCGAAAAUAUCCGCCUCGAAAAUGAAUGCCGCUGCCCCUCCUCCCACCAAUGGUGUCGCACAUGCACCAGUUCAAAAAACGCCAGUAACCCCACUUGGCGUUAAACGACUCUCACAACAAUCCUUACGAAAGAACGUCCACCCACAGGCUGUUCGUUCAUUACGUCCGAAUUCCAUCCAAGUGGAUUCCCAUCCAGGCAUGAGUGGUCGCACAUUACGUUCCCCAACCACCACAGUUCAACCAAUAGCGCCCCAUCCGGCACUACAACCCAACUAUCAAUCCCCAUCGAAAUUAAGAGCCCAGGAAUUGUAUGCUAAAGCCCAAGCGAGACCCGCGUCGGUGUUUAAACAAUCGCAACAACGCAAACCUCCGUUUGCCGAAACUACUGCACCGGGAGCAGCUUCGGGUGGUACCGGUACUACUACAGGUGGGAAUAAAAUUAAGAGAAGUCCAAGUACGACAAAGCUGGCCAAGAGAUUAACAUUACGUGGUGCUCCUACAGCUACUCAAAACCAAGGAUCAAGACCAUUUGAAGGUUCGGAUGUCAGUUAUCAAAAUUCAUUUCUGGAAUAUGAACAAUCCAAGAAAACUAAUAAAGGGAAAUUUAAAUCACGGUUUGAAGAUUCUGAUUCCGAUGACGAAUAUACCCAUGGUGGUGGCGGUAAUACUACUAAUACUAGUACUGGUAUAUUUUCGAGGUUUAGGGAUUCAGAUGAGGAAAUUAGAGUUAAGUCUACUCCAGCUAGAAAGCCUCCUCCACCAGCCCAACUGUCUGAGACUAAUAGGGUGAGUGAUAUGCAUGUAUUGGAUGUGGAUGUGCUUCCUAAAAAGGAAAAGAAAAAGUUCGGAGGGAAGUUGAAGAAGUUAUUCGGAGUGAAGUAG